AUGCAUUCUUUAUUAAUUGCAAUUCUAGCCAUUAUUCAGGCAGGGAUUUCCCAAGCCGGAACUCUUGAGGUCAUAGAUCACGAUGGGCAAUGUCUGAUGUGGUCUAACGAUAAUUAUGGCUGCACGGGUUACUCUGCGUCUUUUGGUCUUCUUGAUGGAGUUGAUUGUUCAGAGCUCAGCGAGGUCGUCAAUGGCAACCGUCACGGUUUAAAUGUGCUCAAGGUCAAUGUAUGCGGUACAGAAGACGGUUCGCCUGCUGCCUGGAUUCAGGUGAACCACACGGGACUUGUCACUUUUUCCAAUAAAAAUGGAAAUCAUGUUUCCUGUAUGCUCAAUUCUGGAUUAAAGGCUGGUAGCUGGUGCAUUGCAACAGAAGAAUUGGACAAAAUGAAGUCCUCCUCCUACUCAUCUACGAGUAAACUACCUACCAGCACUCUACAUACCAGCUCUCCAUAUACCAGCUCUCCGUCUAUUAGUACUCCAUCUAUCAGCACUCCAUCUACCCGCAUGCUAUAUACCACUACUUCGGAAAUCACGAUCACUAGUGCUUUUUGGGCUAAAACAUAA
Messenger RNA from Penicillium canescens, 567 nucleotides. RefSeq lists its product as uncharacterized. The coding region runs from base 1 to 567 and encodes 188 amino acids. The transcript has 2 exons. The record is from RefSeq and is a predicted model, not a curated record. NCBI's taxonomy places the organism in Eukaryota, Fungi, Ascomycota, Eurotiomycetes, Eurotiales, Aspergillaceae.